GCUAACAACUGGAGUAACUGACUAUUUUCCUUACAUUUCAACGUACUUUUACGUCUCUACUUACCAGUUUUUUUCUUUCUUUUCUUUUCUUUUUAUAGAAAAAACCUCCGUCUGCCCAUGUCCGAGUCUCAAAAGCCACGCAGUGGCCACACCGCAACUCGAGAGGUCCAUCCACAACUCAGCUCACUGCUGAGCCACUUAACUAAGCCGAUCAUGGACAGCUCAUGUGCUCACAUGCUUACUCUCACCAAACAACAACAACUGACCAGUGACCACAGAACCAUCACUCAACCAAAAUGGCGACCGAGUCAAAGAUGGAGUUUCACGACGAUUCUUAUGACCUUGUGGCUGUCGACGAGUUUGAUGCACUUUCCAUCGAGCUCAAGCCUGGCUCAUCUUCGACGCCUUCGACAGAGAGGGCAGCGACGAGCAAAGUCUCCGAAGACCCCAAUGGCAUGAUAUACAACCGCCGGCUCAACCAAAAAUGGCUGGAAGGUCUGGGCAAGUUUCCCGCAAAAACACACGCUCGAAAGGUUGCCAACGAGCUCGGGGCGAAGCAGGGCCUCAUCUACCUCCCCGGUCAGGAUGAGAAGUAUUACGAGGACUCAGAUAUGGGUCCCACGUUCCGUCAACGCAGAUACUUCUAUUACAUGGCUGGCGCCGAUUUCCAAGGGUGCGCCGUGACCUACGACAUACGCAAAGACCAUCUGGUUCUCUGGGUCCCACGCAUCGACCCCAAGACAGUGCUUUGGUUUGGGGGGGUGCCAACACCAGAGGAAUGCAAAGCCGCCUCGGACGUGGAUGACGUGCGCUACAUCGAAACCCUCAGUGAGACGCUGUGCCCUGCGCUCGAGCCGGGUGAAACAAUCUAUGUGCUGCACCGGGACCAGAUCCCCAAGCUUGAUCACCUCAUGGUAGUUGUCCGAGUCGACACUACCCACCUGAGGCUUGCCAUGGACGCGGCUCGCGUUAUCAAGACCGACCACGAGAUCGCCCUGAUCCGGCGGGCCAACGCCAUCUCCAGCGCCGCGCAUAAAGCCGUCCUGCACAGCAUCAAGCGCUUCACCAACGAGCGCGAGGUCGACUCCCUCUUCACAGGCUACUGCACCGCCCACGGCGCCCCCAUCCAGGCCUACCCGGUGAUCGCCGCCUCCGGCGCCAACGCCAGCACCCUGCACUACGCCGACAACAACCAACCCUUCAAGAACCGCCAACUCCUAAUCCUCGACGCCGGCGCCGAAUACCACUGCUACGCCAGCGACGUGACCCGCACCAUCCCCCUACGCACCUUCUCCCGUAACGCCGGCGCCAUCUACCGGCUGGUCGAGCGCAUGCAAGCAGAAUGCAUCGCCCAGAUCCGGCCGGGCGUGCGGUACCGCGCGCUGCACGCGCACGCCUGUGCCGUGGCUGUUGCCGGGUUGCUGCGGUUGGGCGUGUUGAGGGGGGGGAGCGAGGGGGAGAUUUUGGGGAGGGGCACGGUGGCGGCGUUCUUUCCGCACGGGUUGGGGCAUCAUGUUGGGUUGGAGGUGCAUGAUGUUUCGGGGAGGGAGAGGCUGUUGUUGGGGGGUGCUGCUGCUGCUGGGGGUGCUGGUGCGCGCGGUGGGAGGGUUGGUGGCAGGAUGGGGAUGAGGAUGAAGCGCGAGGGGAUGACGCCUGGGGUGGUCGCGGCGCUGUGGGCGGAUGAGAAUCGCCCGGAGGGGGCCAUGGCGGCGUCGUUGGGCGGGCCGGGGCAGAAGCUGGCCGAGGGGAUGGUUGUGACGGUUGAGCCGGGCAUUUACUUCUGCCGCGAGUACAUCGAGGGCUACUUCCUCAACGACCCGGACCACGCCAAGUAUAUCGAUGCGGAGGUUCUGGCGAAGUACUGGGACGUUGGUGGCGUGCGCAUCGAGGACGAUAUCCUGGUCACCAAGGACGGGUAUGAGAACCUGACGUGGGCGCCCAAAGGUGAUGAGAUGCUGAAGUGUAUGAACGAGCCGACUCCGCUCUAAUGUGAUGCUAGAUAGAAUAUGGGGACUGGGCGAUGGCGAGUUGGAUUUGAGAUGGUCGGAAGCAAAAACAUAAGAUGAAAUACAAAGAGCAUGCCCCAUUCGCCGGCUGGUAAAAGGAUGAGAUGGCUGCUGUGCUGAACGUCGGUCUGAAGUUUGACGUCUGAAAACGGCGCCGUGAGGAUAUCAAGUUGCAACCGUAACAGAGCUCAGGGAUAAACACUUGGGAUGAACGCUAGUCUAGCCGCCCGCAAUAUCUGAUCACCAAAGAAAACAUAGGUAUCAUAAGCUAAGUACGCUUUUAAUUCCUCCUAUGAAGCAACCACC
Chaetomium fimeti is the source of this 2312-nucleotide messenger RNA. Its product is annotated as putative Xaa-Pro aminopeptidase. Gene Ontology annotation, molecular function: metalloaminopeptidase activity; manganese ion binding. The transcript is spliced from 7 exons. Lineage: Eukaryota; Fungi; Ascomycota; Sordariomycetes; Sordariales; Chaetomiaceae. The record is from RefSeq and is a predicted model, not a curated record. Gene Ontology annotation, biological process: proteolysis. The coding region runs from base 297 to 1988 and encodes 563 amino acids.